Molecule: messenger RNA, 3350 nt
Organism: Musa acuminata subsp. malaccensis (wild Malaysian banana)
Lineage: Eukaryota; Viridiplantae; Streptophyta; Magnoliopsida; Zingiberales; Musaceae
Product: vacuolar protein 8
Molecular function (GO): protein binding
Source: RefSeq, a predicted model, not a curated record
CCAUUUGGUAACAUUACCAUCAGGCAUUAAAUUGCUAGUCCCACACGGCUGUGGUGGGACGCUGCUGACUCUGGCAUUUGCUGUACUCCAAUGAGGGCUUCCUGAGCCCACGUCUGUCGGACUCUAACUUGCAUUAUGCACGAGUAGUUCGACGCAGCCGGCGUCUCUCUCUCUCUCUCUCUCUCUCUCUCUCUCUUUCAACAAUUGCUGCUAUUGUCAAUGCUUGCAGCAGUAGGUAAUUGACUGACCACCACCAGCUUUUUUGUGCUGGCAUGUAUCCUAGGGGUGGAUGUGCAGCAGUUGCGUAUCAGUGAUUGCAGCGAUGCAUUGUCCUGCUGCUACAGUCACAUCUUGUGGUAGCUUGAUAGGUCAAACACCUACCGAGAUGCUCCUCAAUGCAAUGAAUGACUACAUUAUUCCUGUCACCACUAUGUUGGUGGUUGGUUCCUCUUUUAUUCUUUUUAUUCGAGGAAUGCAUGGUCGACUAUAAACCCAAGUAGUUUAGGUUCAUGUGAACUAUCAUGCACCGUUUUAUUCUGAUCAGGCCGGCCAAAAGGACUGAAUCCACACUGUAGAGCUCGUGAAUCCUUUCUUACGGCGACGCAUCCUUCGUCGGACAACCGGUGCCGUGAAAUGAAUGCAUCAGAAGUCGUGUUAGUCGCCGACGCCACUUUUGAAGUGGUGGCGUUCUCGUGAAUUCGUCAUCUUCUCAGGGGUGUAAUGUGCCUUCGGCUGCCGCAGUCAGCUGUCGACUUCCCCGAUUCACGUGGACCUGCGGCACAGAUUUGCUUGUCGUGUGUCGUCCGCCUUUCGCCGCCUUGUCCUGUGUAGGUCACCGCCCUCGCGUCCGUUCACUAAAUUGUUCCUGCGGCACAUCGCAGCCGUCGGCUCCCCGUUCAAAAAUUCCGCACGAGUCCACGUGUGUUGGCCCAUCCACCUUGGCUCUUCUGUCUCAGCCGAGCCGCCAUUCGGGGAACUGCGUCUUCCCAAUGGUUGUAAGUCACACGUGAUGAUGUAGGGUCCACGAGAACACCAAUCACAAGGGCCGUCACGAGUGACCUAGGGUGACGAGCCCGGGGCCUUUCAAAUUUGAGCAUCAUAACGGUCGGAUGGCCCAUCAACCCGUCCCUGCCGUCCGAUCGAUCGGCCGCUGCAACGGACGCCAUUAAAUAUCCCGAACGGCAACUCGAACUCUCCUGCCUUCCUCCUCACCGCCCAACACCCUCCUCCUCUUUGAUGCGCGUGAGCUCUGUCUUAUCGCUUCUGCUUCGGGAGGAGAAGCCACUGCUCUCCGUUAUCUUCCUUUUCGCCCUUGCGUCGUUCGCUUUCCUGAAGAACAAGAAGAAGGGCUCGGGCGUCGCCGUCGCCACCGCUUCCGUUUCUGGACGCCACGUUUCUCAGCCACCACAACAGAACGAUCCGGUCGAAGAUCAGCGGGAUCAACACCACCAACAGCAGCAGCGAGUCAUGGUGGAAGAAACAGAGCACAACACCUCCGACGGCAACGUCGCAGCGAUGCCGGUGGAGGACUGGCUCUCCCGCGCCCGCCUCCUCGUCCCCACCGCCCUCGAGAAGGCCCGGUCCGCCAGGGGCUUCGCCGGGCGAUGGAAGUCCAUCGCCUCCAAGAUCGAGCGCGUGCCCACCUGCCUCUCCGACCUCUCCACCCACCCCUGCUUCGCCCGCCACGCCCUCUGCCGCGAGCUGCUCGAGUCCGUCGCCGCCACCCUGUCCGAGGCCGUCGAAUUGGCCGACCGCUGCUGCGGCGGUGACGGCGGCAAGCUCCGGAUGCAGAGCGACCUCGACGCGCUGUCAGGAAAGCUGGACCUCAAUCUCCGUGACUGCGGACUCCUCGUCAAGACCGGCGUCCUCGGCGAGGCAGGCCCCCCUCCGGCCUCCACCCCCGCUCGACCAGGCGAGGCAGAGUUCUCCAGAUCGAAACUCUGCGAGCUUCUCGCCCGUCUCCAGAUCGGGCACGCCGAGGCGAAGCACCGGGCCUUGGAUGGGCUGUUGGAGGCGAUGAGGGAGGACGGCAAGAGUGUGAUGGCGGUCUUGUGCCGAAGCAACGUCUCCGCCCUCGUACACCUAUUGACCGCGUCCUCCCCCAAGGUCCGCGAGAAGGCCGCCACCGCGGUAUACUCGCUCACCGAGUCGGAAAACUGCGGGAAUCUGCUGGUCUCCGAAGGGGUGCUGCCGCCGCUGAUCCGGCUUCUGGAAUCCGGUAGCCUAGUGGCCCGAGAGAAGGCGGUGAUCUCGCUUCAGAGGUUGUCGAUUUCCGCCGACACCGCCCGCUCCAUCGCCGGCCACGGUGGGAUCCUCCCUCUCAUCGAAGUCUGUCAGGUCGGCGACUCCACCUCCCAGUCGGCAGCUGCGGGUGCGCUGAAGAACCUGUCGGCGGUGCCCGAGGUGAGGCAGAGCCUGGCGGACGAGGGAGUCGUCCGUGUCAUGAUCAACCUGCUCGACUGCAGUGUGGUGUCGGGAUCGAAGGCGCACGCCGCCGGGUGUCUGCAGCAGUUAACAUCAAGCAACGAGAGCCUGAGGAGGUGGGUGGUGUCGGAGGGAGGGGUUCGGAGCCUCCUGGCGUACAUCGACGGACCCUCGCCACAGGAGGCAGCAGUGGGCGCAUUGAAGAACCUGGUGUGCUCCGCGCCCAUGGAUCGUCUGAUCUCACUCGGCCUGCUUCCUCGCCUAGUACACGCGCUGAAAGAUGGAUCCCCGGGGGCACAGCAGGCGGCGGCAGCCGCCAUCUGCAAGAUCACAAGCUCGGCGGAGGCGAAGAGAACGGUCGGAGAAUCCGGUUGCACGCCCUUGCUGGUGAAGAUGCUGGAGGCCAAGAGCAACGGCGCGAGGGAAGCGGCGGCACAAGCCAUGGCCAGCCUGAUGACCCACCCGCACAACGCGAGGGAGGCCAAGAAGGAGGAGAAGGGCGUGGCGAACCUGGUCCGGUUGCUCGACCCCACCCCACAGAACACGGCGAAGAAGUACGCGGUGGCUUGCCUGCUGAUCCUGUCGUCCAGCAAGCGGUGCAAGAAGAUGAUGGUGUCCCACGGAGGGAUCGGGUAUCUGAAGAAGCUGGCGGAAGUGGAUGUUCCAGGAGCGAGGAAGUUGCUCGAGCGACUGCAACGGGGGAGGCUUCGGAGCUUGCUGUUCGCCAGGAGAUAGGCUGCGAGCUCCUCUCUCUCUCCAUGUUUCAGUGUCUCUCUGAAACAUCGCGGACUACCGACUGCAACAAGAAGCCAGUGAUAGAUUUGUAGGCUCUUCUUUAUCGGUUUGAUGUCUCUGCUGCUGAUGAUUUCAUGCCUUGUGAUUGAUUUCGUAGGAACAGUUGAAAUGACGAGAAAGAUCUCUCCAUC